CUGAAGCAGCUCAUAUUUGCCUACUGUGCUAAAAAGCUCUGUAAAGCUGGAUACAGUCCACUGAUGAUAAUUACACAGAAGAUCACAACACUUGCAUGCCAGUUACAUGAUGGAAUAGGGCGACAAGCUGAGGAACUUACGGCUGAACAAAAUCGGCUUGCUGUAAAGACAAGACCUUCUUUACUGGAGUAUUUAAGCUAUCUCCUCAAUUUUAUGAGCAUCAUAGCUGGGCCUUGCAGCAACUACAAGGAUUAUAUAGCCUUCAUUGAAGGGAGGCAUGUGCACAUGAAACUGUUAGAAGUGAACUGGAAGCAGAAGGGUUAUGACAGACUUCCUGAUCCUUCUCCAACUGGAGCAGUGAUGUACAAGCUGUGUAUCACACUAGUAUCUCUCAUUUUUUUCUUGACGCUUACCAAGAAUUUUCCUAUGGCAUACAUUAUUGAUAAUGAAUUUCUUUAUAAAACACCCUUCUUAUCAAGACUUGGUUACCUGUAUGUUGUAACACAGGCAGCAAAACCAAAGUAUUACUUUGCAUGGACGUUAGGUAAGUCUGUCUACAUUAUUUAUUCUUGUGGGUAACAAGUUCAUAAGUGAGGGACAGGGUCUGAAACAUUGGGGGGAGGGGGAAGAACAUAAAUUAGUCCCUAGACCUGUAGUUCACAGGGGAGAUGUACAUGUGUUCCUGUAGGUAGUGGACCCCACUGAAGUGGGGA
This is a messenger RNA of Eurypyga helias (sunbittern), 713 nucleotides long. RefSeq names its product lysophospholipid acyltransferase 1-like. Gene Ontology annotation, molecular function: acyltransferase activity. Gene Ontology annotation, biological process: lipid modification. The record is from RefSeq and is a predicted model, not a curated record. Lineage: Eukaryota; Metazoa; Chordata; Aves; Eurypygiformes; Eurypygidae. Gene Ontology annotation, cellular component: membrane. The annotation marks the transcript as partial. The transcript is spliced from 5 exons.